AUGAAGAAAUGCAAAAAGAAGAAUAAGAAUAAGAAAGAUUCUGAAGCAAAAGAUUCUACUCAAGAUGGUUCUAAGAUAUCCAAACCUUCGGUUAUUCCAAUAGUGGAAGUUAAGCCUUUGAGAUGCUCAUUCAAUCCAUCAUUUGAAGCUCAUCGGGAUUCUUUGGCUCAAGCGAUUGCAACAAAAAUGCGAAAUUUUAUCAAAAUGAGUUGA
Dovyalis caffra is the source of this 213-nucleotide messenger RNA. Lineage: Eukaryota; Viridiplantae; Streptophyta; Magnoliopsida; Malpighiales; Salicaceae. The record is from the annotation of a GenBank genome assembly.